AUGUGUCGCAUUGGGUUUUUUGUGUUUAUUUGUUUUCUACAAUAUGUAGCUGCGUUUAGUGGCCUGUGUGGGAGAAAUAACUCGAAAGAGCUCAGCUGUACAACAGAGAUCCUCGGCCAAAGAAGCACGGACUAUGACACCUGUAAGAUGAAAGUAUUCCCUCCGGACAGUCAUGAAUGUGGCGCCAUGACCUUCGGACCAUUAUCUCCAAACACCCAUAUCGGGGGCGUGACGCUCAAACCAUACAUCGUGACUAUGCGACACAACACCUUCUACGUCAACCACACGGUCCUGAAUAUUACUUUCAGUAACAUUAAAUGGAAGACCAUGAAGUUCCGAUUCCAAGACAAGUAUAGAGAGAAUAAAAACCACUGCAGAACUAUCACCAUAUCAAAUGACAUCACAAUCGACGAUGAAUCAGUGCUUUUCUAUGACUGUUACUGGCCGAAGACAGAUGAUAGAGAUGGACAAAGCCAUACCCUGGACUUCGAAGCCGUGGCUGAUGAUAAAACUGUUAACAGAGGAAAAUAUUACUUCAAUAUUCCCUCUGCUGAGAUGCUUAGCUUAACAACAACAGAAGAUAGAUGGAAGCCGUUCAUCUACAUAGAAAUCUUCAACAGCAUUAUGCGUCUCCACGUAAUGCCACCUCCUCGACAAUUGAAAAUAAACGCCUACCGCAUCAGGGUUGUCACUCUCGGUGUCAGACGAGACGUGCAAUCUGCUAGAGUCCCUCUAAAGAAUAAUACGGAAGAAGUGACGUAUGACUAUAACUUUGUCGGUACAAAUGGGUCCGUCAGCUUCAUAGUGACACCCCUACAUGAUCAGUGCGAGAUGGAAGGUGUCGGAUGUACGUCAGUGGAAAGUCCAAGGAUUAAGAUCAGCAGCGAGCCUCAGACCCUUAACAUCUGCAUAGCGAGUAUCACAGCUCUGAUCGUGGCCACUCUGUUCGCAUACUACAUCGUUCUGCGACUCAUGCGGCGCUACUGUUGCCACGAUAGAUAUAGAGAGGAAUUGCCUCUUAUGAUCCCGACGCCACCGAAGAUCUUGGUAGUAUAUUCCCCAGCGAACCGGCUCCACGCGGAAUGCGUGAUGUCGUUCGUUACAUACCUUCGAUCGGAGUAUGGCUUCGACAUUAUGUUCGAUGGAGACAUUUCCACCUCUCUUAAAGACCCAUACAACUGGGCACAGAAAGCCUUCGAGCUCGCCACACACGUUCUCUACGUAGUUGGCCCCGCAAAGGAAGCAAACUCCUUUAAAAACAUAUACGAUGAUCCCAUAAUAAGUCCCCUACAAAACGUCGAUGUCCUACUCCUAUCUUUCGUGAGAGCCAACAGAAGCACUAAGGAGGUCAUCAACGUCAAGUUCGAUCAUUCCAAUGACGAAGUCCCCGAGGAAACUAAACAUGCUAAGACCUUCGUUCUACUCAAAGAUUGGCAGAAACUCAUAUCAUAUCUGUCCAAAGACUUGCUCCCUAAAGUACAUAUAAUGCGUUCAGAGAGAGGUAAGCGCUUCUACGAAGAUUUGAACAGGGCCAAAAAGCUGUUGGGCGCUAAAAAUGAUGAGGUCAGCCUACAGUACGAGAAGGUAAAGAAUUUUGAAAAGAAAAUUUUGGUGUAA
Molecule: messenger RNA, 1617 nt
Organism: Spodoptera littoralis (African cotton leafworm)
Lineage: Eukaryota; Metazoa; Arthropoda; Insecta; Lepidoptera; Noctuidae
Source: the annotation of a GenBank genome assembly